UGUGAUGCGCGAAUCAAGAACGAAGAUGGUCAACUUCCUCGAAGCAUAGCGACUGAACAAGGAAAAAAACUGUGCGUUCGGGAGCUACGAAAACUCGAACGGGGUUCGGGAAAAGUGAUCAAAAAUACUAAUCCCGAGCUAAUUCGUCUGUAUGACUGGUCCGUGACAAGAACUGAUGAAGUGAUACAUAGAUUCACCGAACUGGCCCGUUAUUUAGCCGUAGAAGCCGAACAGAUUCGUGCCUCACAAAUGGAAGAAUUGGCCCAGAAUACGGAUAUGAUCAAUGCGGAUCAGAUCCCACUGACCGCGAUGGGUGACCAUGACCAGUUGGACACAGCUCGAACGGACCAGACCACUAUUGCGUCGGAAAAGUCGGCCACAACAGCAGGCAGUCGCAGAAGCCGAAAGGCAAAAGGCAAACGAAGAAGUCGACGUGGACGUAGUAAGGAUGGUGGUCGAGACUCCGGGGUGGAAGCGUUGAAACGUCUGAGCAAGGAUGAUAUGGAGACUGUGUUUCAAGCACUAAAUGCACCGUACGACUCGCAAACAAUGUGGUCCGAACUGGUCAAACUACACGAGAAAAAUGGAGACGCGACCAUUGACUGGGCGGAAUUUCUAACAGGAAAGAAAUAUAUAAAUAAAAUGUAUCUAUCUGCCGCGUUUGAAGCAAAGAAAGGGAGGAAAAAGAAGGGCAGAAAAGGUGGCAAAGCAAGAAAAGGGAGAAUUCCAUUUGAGAUUUGUACCCUGCCACCUCAGGCAAUCUAUCGUCGUGCGGAUGGUGGCCCUCCAAUCAUGUACAUCCCGAAACAGCCGAUUCUCACCGACCAGACACGAUUCACUGCUGAACUACCACCGGAACAUCCAUUUCAAGAUGACUCUGCAUGGUAUAUGAACCUGCCAAAACGGGAAUACAUCAGUUUUCACGAUGCCGCGAAACACAACGAUAUUCCAUCCAUUCGACUCGCGAUAUCCGAGGGCUAUCCAGUGGAUACUAGGAACAAAUUUUAUAAAACUCCACUAAUGGUAGCCGCGCAUUAUGGCAAUUUGGAAGCAGCGAUUGCUCUCAUCGAGUUGGGACAUGUUAUGGUUCCAAUCACCGUGUAUUCCCGCCCGCCCCCGCCCACACACAUCCGACUCAUGUUCAGGGCGGACGUGAACGCUCGGGAUAAUUUCAAAUGGACUCCGUUACAUCAUGCCGCAUAUUCUGGCAUGAUUGAUGUGGUGGAGCUGCUGAUCAACAACGGAGCAUUGAUUGACGCGCGUGCAUUGAACGGUGGAACUGCCCUGUCUCGUGCGAUUGAAUGUUCUCGGCUGAAUGUGGUAGACUACAUCAUGUCCAAGGGGGCCAAAGUCGGAUUGGAAACACGAAAAGGAGACAAUAUGUAUGAAGUAGCUCUGGCCUGGGCCGAUCCACGGGUGAUUGAACACGUUCACGACAAGUGGGAAUUGGCACAAGAGGUGACGGACAAGAAGAAGCAAGGCACAGAUCCCAGCCGUGUAAACCAAACACGUCCUCAAACUGCCACCUCGGUCGCCUCAUCCAAACGGUCCACGGGUGCGAUUCGUCUGCAACCCCCUGAUCCCAUGCCCGGAACCGGAGCCGCUACUUAUCCGUCUGAUCAGAUCAAUUUGACCCGCGGUCUGGACACAGUGGUCGCGGCUGACGAUGCACGUGUCUGUCCGCGUUAUCCGUGGUAUCCACUGCCUACUCGAUCGGAACGCCUUGCUCGACUGAUCGAGGCUCGUGAACGUUACGGAUGGGAUCAUGGUUUACCGGGUGUUCCUGAUCAGCCGUUUGAUAGACAUUUAGCGGAACGAUUCGAAGCAGUGGACGUGGAGGCAGAGGCGGCCUAG
Echinostoma caproni is the source of this 1854-nucleotide messenger RNA. NCBI's taxonomy places the organism in Eukaryota, Metazoa, Platyhelminthes, Trematoda, Plagiorchiida, Echinostomatidae. The record is from the annotation of a GenBank genome assembly.